AUGUACAUCAAGUCUAUGGUGAUUGAUGGAUUUAAGUCCUACUGUCAACGCACUGAGAUCCCUGGAUUCGAUGUUCAAUUUAAUGCAAUAACUGGCCUUAAUGGGUCUGGCAAAUCUAACAUUCUAGAUGCAAUUUGUUUCCUGUUGGGUAUUACAAACUUGUUUCAUAUUCGGGCAUCCAAUUUACAAGAACUUGUUUAUAAAGGUGGUCAAGCUGGUAUCACCAAAGCAACUGUCAGCAUUGUUUUUGACAACACCGACAAAUCCGUUUCACCUUAUGGCUAUGAACAGUUUGACGAGCUAACGAUAACUCGCCAAGUGGUUGUUGGUGGCAAGAAUAAAUACUUGAUUAAUGGGACAAAUGCUACAACCACCCGAGUGCAGGACCUUUUUCACUCUGUGCAACUGAAUAUUUUAUCUCUUUUGGAAGAGGCAGCAAGUACAAAGUUGUAUGAGAGUAAAAAGGAGGCUGCUCUUAAGACGAUUGAAAAGAAGGAUAGCAAACUUCGAGAAAUUGACAGAGUUUUAUACGAAGACAUCACUCCGACAAUUAGAAAACUUCGCGAAGAGCGUAGCAGCUACUUGGAAUACCAGAAGGUCGUUCGUGAAAUCGAACAUCUCUCCAGACUCAUUGUGGCGUAUGAUUUUACUCGUCUUGAGGAAGCUAAACAGCGCAGCAAGGAUGAUCUUGUCAGACUGGAAACAAAUCUUUCGUCUGCGAAGGAGAGCCUUGAACAGUUGAACGCACAAAAGGCUGAGGUUGACCAAAACAUCGUUAAUCUAACAGAGGAGCGCCAAACGUUGCUAGGCUCCGCACUAGAGGAAGCAGAGCGGCUACUGACAGAGCGUCAGAAGGAGGAGGCGGUGGUAGCGGGCGCAUCAACUCGCGCUGUGGAGCACCUGUGUGCUGCGAAGAAGCAGCUUCGCUCCCUCGACCUCCAGUCGGCCGAGGUAGCCACCCAUUUGGCAGCUAAGCAGCGUGCCGCUGAGGUCGCUGCCGGCGCCGAGUUCCAUGACCUCGAGGAGGCUGCAAAGCAGGCGCAGGACGCUCUCACCGAAGCACAGGCAAAUUUGGCUGCGACCACCUCGGGUCUCGGUGGUGGUGGGUCAUCCUCAAAGCGUGCUGGAGGCCUGGCGGAGCAGGCUCGCAUGGCGGAAGGUCAUCGAGUGGCGGUGGAGACGGAGUUGCGUCAGCUGGAGAUGCGGGAGGAUCAUCUGUCAAAGGAAUUGGCGAGUGGGGAGAUGAAGCUUGCAGCGAUGGAAGCGAAAAGUGGGAAGGAAGGGCAGGCAGAGGCACAGAAGCGACGCCAGCUUGUGGAGCAGAUAACGAAAGUGAACGAACAGUUAGAGGAUAUCCGCAGGGCGGAUGAAGAGGCAGGUGGUGAUGAGGCUGCAAUUACCAACAGAUACAAUGAAGAAGCAAAAGCGACACGUCUGUUGCAGGCUCGCUGCGAUGAGUUGGGACGUCAGUUUCAUCAGCUACAGUUUGAAUACACCGAUCCGACGCCAAAUUUUGAUAGGAGGCAGGUCUAUGGUGUGGUGGCAAAGCUGUUUGACCUCGUCGAUCCCAAAUAUGCCACUGCUAUUGAAGUUGCCGCUGGUGGGAAGCUGUACAACGUAGUGGUGGACACCGAGACGACGGCAAAGGCACUGUUGGAGAGGGGACAGUUGGCGCGGCGAGUAACAAUGCUACCGCUCAAUCAGAUGCGCGGGUCUCCGGUGCCAGCGGAGGUGGUGCAGCGAGCUGAAGCUUUGGUGGGCGCGGAGAAUGUCGCACCCGCUCUCUCCCUGAUUCGCUACCCUCCCCAUCUCAGACCCGUCAUGGAAUUUAUCUUCGGCGGUCUCCUUGUCUGUCCCACCCUCGACUACGCUCGUCGUGUUGCCUUCCAUCCGGGGGUGGAGAGACGCACCAUCACCUACGACGGUGAUAUGUUCGACCCACAGGGUACACUGUCAGGUGGUUCACGAACAAGCGGUGGCGGCGAUACUGCAGCCAGUUUGCUGAUUCGCGUGGCACAGUGGCGUGCAGCGGAAUGUGAAGCGGUGGAAGCCACGACUCGCGUUCGGGCGACGCAAGAGGCACGUGAGGCCGCGGUGGAGCGCGCACGCCGACGUGCUGACCUCGCCGAGACCCUUGAUCGCGCCCGCCACCAACUGGCGCUCGUUGAAACCAACCUUCGCCAGUCGGACACUCACCGUCUUCGCUCCGAUCUGGAACGUCUGAAGGAGGAACUCACGGAGGUGGGGGAGUCGCUGAAGCGCGGUGCUAUGCGUUUAACGGAGGCAAAGAAAGCGGCGGCGGAGGCGCAGUGGCGGGUGGAGCACGCGCAAGAGGAGGAGGCGCGGGCGCUGCGCGAGGCGGAGGCCGCGGUUCAAGUCGCCCGGAAGCGUGCCGACGCGGCGGAGGAGACACUGCGGCAGAAACAACGUCUUAAGGAGACCCUUCGUCUUGAGGCCGACGAACUGGCUCGUGAGUUGGAGCAGAUAAAGGGCAGGACCCUCCUGCUGACCGACUCUUCUCCUCACAAAGAAUUUGGCUUUUCUCGGAUCCGUAUUCUUUCGUUUACUCCUAUGCCUGAUGCUGAAGUCAACCUUGCGGCUUCAACGGAGCUGAGUCGUGGCGAGGUGGCGAGCGCCGAGGCGGCAGUGGCAACUACGGAAGAACAGUUGAAGACUGCGAAGGCGGCGCUGACGGAGGCGCGGGCUCGGGUAAAGGAGCAGCAGCGACUUGCAGACGCUGCCGCCGCGGCCAUCCAGACGGCCAAAAAUGAAGCCGGACGCCUCAAGGAGGCAAUUUCCGCCACCACCUGCGAAAUCGAUCGUCUCACCCAUGACGUCGAUAUCCACAGCAGGGAGAGCAAGGAGGCUACCGUCAAGCUUGCACAAAUGCUGGAAUCGAACACGUGGAUAGCGGAGGAGCGUCACCACUUCGGUGUAGCAAACGGGCCCUUUGAUUUCGGCAAGCGGGACCCCAGUGAGGCUCGUCAGCGCGUGGCUCAGUUGAGCGAGCGACGCGACAAGCUGAGCCGCACGGUGAACAUGCGUGCGAUGAAUAUGCUGGGCACUGCGGAGGAACAGUAUGCUGACCUUCUGCGCCGCCGCGAGAUUGUGCUGGCGGAUAAGCGCAAGAUCCAGGCGGUCAUUGAUGACCUGGACGCACGCAAAGAGCAGGUGCUGCGUGCCGCUUAUGAUAAGGUGAAUGCGGAAUUCAGCAACAUUUUCUCUUCCCUCCUGCCUGGCACCCGUGCCCAACUUGUACCCCCAGAAGGACAGACCAUUCUAGAGGGUCUGCAGUUCCGUGUGGCAUUUGGCGACACCUGGAAGGAGUCACUGAGUGAACUCUCUGGGGGACAGAGGUCGCUGGUGGCCCUGGCGCUGAUUCUGGCCUUGCUGCUCUUCAAGCCCGCGCCCAUCUACAUUCUGGACGAGGUAGACGCUGCACUAGAUCUCUCACACACCCAGAAUAUCGGCCAGUUGAUCAAGAACCAUUUCAAUAAUGCUCAGUUUAUAGUAGUCUCCCUGAAGGACGGGAUGUUCAACAAUGCCAACGUCCUCUUCAAGACUAAAUUCGUGGAUGGUGUCUCCACGGUGACCCGGCACACGCCUUCCACCCCCUCCUCCGCUUUGGCUUCGGCGGCAUUGCGCCCCACGAAGGCUAGUGGCGAUGCGCGGCCCCACCAAAUCGGCAGUCGCCGCAAGUUGGCUGCCUAG
Molecule: messenger RNA, 3711 nt
Organism: Echinococcus granulosus
Lineage: Eukaryota; Metazoa; Platyhelminthes; Cestoda; Cyclophyllidea; Taeniidae
Product: Structural maintenance of chromosomes protein 2
Exons: 16
Coding region: 1-3711 (1236 amino acids)
Biological process (GO): chromosome organization
Cellular component (GO): chromosome
Molecular function (GO): ATP hydrolysis activity; protein binding; ATP binding
Source: RefSeq, a predicted model, not a curated record